UUUUUAGGGAAUGUUUAUCCGUUCACUUUCAAAAGAAUUUGUUGAUGCUUUAAAGCUUCCAUUUAUUACUCAUUAUUCCCCAUUUUCUCAUUGUAGUAAUUCUCUUUUAUCAAUUAAUUCAUCUCUAAAAUAUAUUCGAUAUUCAAGUAAUUCUUCAUCAAAUGAAAAUUAUUUAGGCCCUGAUUAUUUUGAAGGACUUUAUUUUGAUGGAGAAAUUCCAAAAAACAAAAUUUUAAAGAAAUGGACAAGAAGUAGCGGUCCUGGAGGGGCUAAUGUAAAUGCAAAUUCAACAAAAGCUGAAAUUAGAUUUUCUCUUUCAGAAGCCGAUUGGUUACCCAAAAAAGUCCGAGAACGUUUACAACAAAAAUAUUCGGGAAAUAUAAAUAAUAAUAAAGAAUUCUUUCUUACUUCAAUGAGAACAAGAUCUUCGAAAAACGCCGGGAAUUUGUUUCUGAAGAAUAUUUGGAGGAAGUUGAAGAAAGAAAAGAACUUGCUAGACAAGCUAGAUUGGAGGCUAAAGAACGUAUUUCUAAUGAUUUCCAAUGACAGUCUAAUAAACAGGGAAGAGCAGCAACCAAUUACAAUUACAAGUGUGCAAUAUGUAGAAGAUAUGGAUGGAGAUGUUGAUAAAAAUAGAAAGAAUCAAUCCAAAAAACUCAAAGCCAAUACUUGUGGACAACAACAAUCUGAUAAAUUAAAUAAUGAGGCAAUAAACACAAAUAACAAUUCUGGUGUCAAACGUAGUCCUUUUGGAAUAUUGUCUAGAGCUAAUCGAUUACUAAUUAUGUUGGGAAUGACUUUCUUUUACUUUUUAAUCGAGCUUGUUUUUGGCUAUGUAUCUCAUUCAAUGGCAUUAAUUGCUGAUUCUUUUCAUAUGAUGAGUGAUGUUAUGGCAUUAACGAUUGCUUUUGGAUGUUUAAAGAUUGCCGAACGUAGCAGAAGUGCUAAAAAUACAUUUGGCUGGGUUAGGGCUGAAGUUCUGGGUGCUUUGGUGAAUGGAGUAUUUUUGUUAGCUCUUUGUUUUACUAUUUUUAUUGAGGUUUUUUAA
Molecule: messenger RNA, 1048 nt
Organism: Meloidogyne enterolobii
Lineage: Eukaryota; Metazoa; Nematoda; Chromadorea; Rhabditida; Meloidogynidae
Source: the annotation of a GenBank genome assembly